Molecule: messenger RNA, 987 nt
Organism: Zingiber officinale
Lineage: Eukaryota; Viridiplantae; Streptophyta; Magnoliopsida; Zingiberales; Zingiberaceae
Product: RING-H2 finger protein ATL1-like
Exons: 1
Coding region: 175-987 (270 amino acids)
Biological process (GO): protein ubiquitination
Molecular function (GO): transferase activity
Source: RefSeq, a predicted model, not a curated record
GAGGUGUAAUCCUUCUUCAUCCUCCACACCUUCAAGAAUCCACUUGAACUCUGACAUUCUCGCUCCCAUCGAUUUCCAUACGGAAUUCUUCUUUUUUUAUCGAUAUUACAAUUUUUUUUUUCAUACUAAUCUAUUAACUUUUAGUCCUAGAUAGCUCAAUUGGAGUACUUCCAAAUGAGUUCUCAAGUAUUCCACAUGUCCCAGAUGAAGUUUUCUCCGUCGUCGUCAUCGCCAACGCCGCCGCCCAUCGCCGGCCUACCCAUCGUCACCAUAUCCAUCGCCGGAAUCCUCGCCACCUUCUUCCUGCUCCUCAGCUACUACGUCUUCGUGAUAAAAUGCUGGCUCAACGCACACCACUCCUCCCGCCGCCGGCACUCUGUUUCCCUCUCAUCCGCCUACGAGCAACGCGGGCUCGCCGAGUCCGCCAUUCGGGCAAUUCCGGCGUUUCGUUACCGACAGCUAAGCGUAGGUGCCGCAGAGUGCGCCGUCUGCCUCAGCGAGUUCCAAGAACAAGAGAGGAUCAGGCUGCUGCCGAGCUGCCUCCAUGUCUUCCACAUAGACUGCAUCGACACAUGGCUUCAGUUCAACGCCAAUUGCCCGCUCUGCAGAGCCAGCAUCACUGCGCCUCCAGUUCCAAUCAAUCCUCUUGCCAUGGCAUUGGCUCCGCAAUUCAGUCAUCCUCAUGACGCAUUUCUAGAAAUAAGAGACGAAGAAAUAAAGAUGGAGUUUUUAGGGAGCAGAGGAGACGAGUGCAUCGAUGCGAGGAAGGAGGAGGAGGAGAAGCUGUGUUUGCAGCGCAUGAGGAGGUCCUUCUCGGUGGAUUCUUCAGGGGAUAUGCAGCUCCACGUGGCGCUGCAAAGGAUCUUGCAGCAGAGCUCGCACGAAGGGAGCAGCAGCGUCGGCGGCGGCGGAAGAUUCAGGCGAUCUUUGUUGUCGUUUAGUCGGAGCUCGCGCAGUUCUGUUCUUCCUCUGCAAAUGGAACUGUGA